This is a messenger RNA of Urocitellus parryii (Arctic ground squirrel), 918 nucleotides long. The record is from RefSeq and is a predicted model, not a curated record. NCBI's taxonomy places the organism in Eukaryota, Metazoa, Chordata, Mammalia, Rodentia, Sciuridae.
GGGCUCCUCCCCGCGCCCGCCCCGACUAGUUUAUCUUGUGACCGCGGCAGCCACUUCGUAUUUCGAGCUUGGCGCCUCGUUAUCCGCGAUGGGCUUCCUGGCUGUAGCGAUCCUGCUCCUGGCGUUCUUCGCUACCAUCCAGGCGGAGCCGGUGCAUUACAAGGACUGCGGUUCUAGAGUUGGAGUUAUAAAAGAGGUAAAUGUGAACCCAUGCCCCAACCAGCCCUGUGAACUGAAGAAAGGACAGUCCUACAGUGUCAAUGUCACCUUCACUAGCAAUACAGAAUCUGAAAAUAGCACAGCCUUCGUGGAAGGCAUCCUGAUGGGUGUGCCAGUCCCCUUUCCCAUUCCUGAGUCUGAUGGUUGUAAGAGUGGAAUCAACUGCCCCAUCCAAAAAGACAAGACCUAUAGCUACAUGAAUAAACUGCCAGUAAAGACUGAAUACCCCUCUAUAAAACUGGUAGUAAAGUGGGAACUUGUGGAUGACAGUCGCCAAUCUUUCUUCUGCUGGGAAAUCCCAAUACAAAUCAAAAGCUAGAGCUAUUUGAUGCUGAUUUGUCUAUGUGGAGGUUCCUCCUCUGUAAGUGCCUCACUGAGUCUGGUGCAUCUGAACAAGAAAUCUGCUGGCUCUGAACAGCACCUCCACCUCCAUUGCCUCAACAGUAGUGAUCUGUUCUCUACUGAUAUCCAGAGAUUCAUAGGAGAUGUCAUGUUCUACAGCAGGAAGUCAGCUGUGGAUAACUGGUUCUCUGUGGUUAUCUCAUGUCUUUUGUUCUGUCUUAGGUGGUUUUCGUUAAAAGCAACAGUUGGUUACCAGAUGUUUCUUUCUUUCUUUCUUUCUUUUUUUUUUAACAAUAUUAACUUGUAUCCUCUUUCUGAACCUGGAAAUGAACCUUCGUAUAAAUAAAAACUUGUCAG